This is a messenger RNA of Jaculus jaculus (lesser Egyptian jerboa), 1473 nucleotides long. RefSeq names its product maelstrom spermatogenic transposon silencer (gene Mael). Gene Ontology annotation, cellular component: P granule; nucleus. Gene Ontology annotation, biological process: spermatogenesis; male meiotic nuclear division; regulation of miRNA-mediated gene silencing. The transcript is spliced from 12 exons. The record is from RefSeq and is a predicted model, not a curated record. Bases 1 to 1305 code for a protein of 434 amino acids. Lineage: Eukaryota; Metazoa; Chordata; Mammalia; Rodentia; Dipodidae. Gene Ontology annotation, molecular function: sequence-specific DNA binding.
AUGCCGAACCGCAGGGCCAGCCGCAACGCCUACUAUUUCUUCGUGCAGGAGAAGAUUCCCGAACUCCGCAGGCGAGGCCUGGCCGUGGCCCGCGUGGCCGAUGCCAUCCCUCACUGCUCUGCUGACUGGGCGCUCCUGAGGGAGGAAGAGAAAGAGAAAUACUCAGAAAUGGCUCGAGAAUGGAGAGCAACGCAGGGGAAGGAUCCAGGGCCUUCAGAGAAGCAGAAACCAACUUCAACCCUACUGGGGGAACCAGGCAUGCUUGUACCAAAGCCAAGUGUUUCUCCCCCUGAUAUAUCAAGUUUGUCUCUCAAAAGUGAUCAAGCUCUCCUUGGAGGCAAUUUUUAUUUUUUGAACAUUUUUAGCCAUGGUGAGCUGCCUCCUCAUUGUGAACAGCGCUUCCUCCCUUGUGAAGUUGGCUGUGUUAAAUAUUCUCUCCAAGAAGGCAUUGUGGCAGAGUUCCACAGUUUUAUAAAUCCCGGAGAAAUUCCACGAGGAUUUCGAUUUCAUUGUCAGGCUGCAAGUGAUUCUAGUCACAAGAUUCCCAUUUCAAACUUUGAACUUGGGCAUGACCAAGCAACUGUGUUGCAAAAACUUUAUAGAUUUAUUCAUCCAAACCCAGGAAAAUGGCCACCUAUCUACUGCAAGUCUGAUGACAGAGCCAGAAUCCACUGGUGCUUGAAGCUCAUGGAGAGGGAUUCAGAAAUAAGGCAAGAUCUAGAACUUCUCACCGUAGAGGACCUGGUAGUGGGGAUCUACCAACAAAAAUUUCUCAAGGAGCCCUCCAAGACCUGGGUUCGAAGCCUCCUAGAUGUGGCCAUGUGGGAUUAUUCUAGCAACACAAGGUGCAAGUGGCAUGAAGAAAAUGAUAUUCUUUUCUGUGCUUUAGCUGUUUGCAAGAAAAUCACGUAUUGCAUCAGCAAUUCUCUGGCCACUCUCUUUGGAAUCCGGCUCACAGGCACUCAUAUACCACUACAAGACUAUGAGGCAAGCAGUAGCGUGACACCCAAAAUGGUGGUACUGGAUGCAGGACGCUAUCAGAAGCUGAGGGUUGAGAGUCCAGGAUUCUAUCAUUUCAACUCUUAUAAGCAAGAGCAAAGAUUUAAUGCAUCCACUGGAGAUUACCCAUGUGGAGUGAAAUUUUCGGGCCAGAACAGUACUGUUCGUGGAAGAGGGAUUACCCGCUUACUAGAAAGUAUCUCCAAUUCCUCCAGCAAUGUCCGCAAAUUCUCCAACUGUGAGACUUCACUCUCAUCUUAUGUGCCCAAAGAAGACGGAUACAAAUCUUUCUCUUCCUUGUCUUAAUAAUGGCACAUUUUGCAAUUUCUGGAAAAAAAUAACCCACCCAACUUCCUUUCUGACUACAACCCUAUUAGACAAACAGAUCACAUCAAUGGCAAAUGUUAUUCCUAAAAAUUACUUAAUUUGUAGGAAACUAUUUUAUAGAUUAAACAUAAUUGUAGUUAGAGAAGA